Messenger RNA from Metschnikowia bicuspidata var. bicuspidata NRRL YB-4993, 5130 nucleotides. RefSeq lists its product as uncharacterized. Gene Ontology annotation, cellular component: nucleus. The transcript has a single exon. The record is from RefSeq and is a predicted model, not a curated record. Gene Ontology annotation, molecular function: ubiquitin protein ligase activity; ATP binding; ATP-dependent chromatin remodeler activity. Gene Ontology annotation, biological process: protein polyubiquitination; DNA damage response. Lineage: Eukaryota; Fungi; Ascomycota; Pichiomycetes; Serinales; Metschnikowiaceae. The coding region runs from base 1 to 5130 and encodes 1709 amino acids.
AUGAGCAAGGCAAUCCCGACACUUCGAAGCCUGUCGCCAAUAGAGACGGCGUUGCCUUCUUUCUUAGUCGAGUUUGAUCUAGACGCGAUUCUCGAGUACGCCAACGCGAUAUCGCCCCUGGGACCUGGACUCAUGCACAGUCAGAAGCCUACUAAGACCAGCAGUGCUUCUUCAAGAAAUGAGAAUGCCAACUUUGUCAUAAUGGAUCGGAAUUGGGUGACCGAAAUGUCUUCUCCGGUACGUCUAGAGCCUCUUUUGAUCUCACAAUACCUUGGGGGCGGGGUUUCGCUGAAUGACCCCGAAACCUACCAAAUCCACAUCGAAAAUUUCGACUUCAAACCUUCCAGUACAGGGGGGCCCCUGGUUAUCAUCUUCCAAAGGCAGAACGGUCUGCUAAAGAGGGGUGGUUUACUCUCAAUGCACGUUCUGGACCCAGCUGUAGAGUCUGCAAUCUCAUCUGAGAUUUUCUUUAUUGGCUCACGAAUGAAGAAAUGUAAAUCGCACUUUGCAAUUUCCAAAAUGCUUUUAAGCAUUGAGCUUUGUGCUGCGACCCAAAAAGUUGCUCUCGAGCUCUCCUAUAAGGUUGAGAUCGUGACGCUGUUAUACCGAUAUUUUUCGUCAGAUGUCUCACAAGCCCUAGACAAUGUGAUCAAGCCUCAUAUCAAGGUAAUACCACAGGAAGGCUCUGAAUUCAACUCAAAAUUUGAGUCCUUUUUAAAGGACAACCAAUUAUUCUACAAGGUGGUGUCAGACAAAACAGGUCGUAUGCCUGCUUGUGCUCAACCUUUUACUCACCCCGGUUUACAGACGACUCUUCUCCCUUUCCAACGAAAAAGUGUACUCUGGCUCUUAUCGAAAGAAGGUGUCGAAUAUGACGAGAAAUCACAGAAGUGCGUUUCUGCACCUGUGGUCACAAGUGAGCUACACCACGCAAUAUUAAAUUAUCCUCAUACAGACAUAGUCUGGCUCGCUCGCCAGAUCCACGACAUUUUCUCACGUCUCUGUUUUGGUUGGAAACGUGUUUAUUUUCAUGGUGAAAUUUGCUGGUAUAAUAACUACACAGGAAACAUCAUGCUGGAGCUACAGGCAUUGAUGUUUCUCAAAUCAUACUACGAGGAGAAUACGUCAGAUCCCCUUCCAGGCUGUGGUCUUUUGUCUGAGGAAAUGGGUCUCGGGAAAACUGUGGAAGUCACUACAUUGAUUCAAUUAAACCCGCGCCCUCUGCACGAGGUAGGCGCCUCAAUUUCUCUUCAAUUCAAUGAUGGAGGUGAUUUUCUGGUUGUGAAAAAGGCAAAAACAACGCUUAUUGCCGCUCCUGAAUCUAUCCUUCGACAAUGGUACACUGAGAUUUGUCAAAUCUGUCCAGCUCUACUGGUGACCAUCUAUAAAGGACUAGGGAAGUAUCCCGAACUAAACAACAUUCCACAGUACAUCGCGGAGUUCUUGCAAAACUAUGAUGUUGUGCUUAUCAAUUAUUCCACAUUGUCAAGGGAGACAGACUAUGCCAACUACUCCUCCAGACACAAGCCCACCCGAGGAGGGAAGAAGCGGACUAGUGAAGGUACAGAAAUAAGCAAACCUGACGAAAAAGGGCAAGAAACCGGUCCUCAAUCAACCACAGCUGAAUCGUUCAAGGCGGAGUUUCAUAUACCAGAAUUUCGUAACCAAGAUGAGGUUGCUCUCACUCAAAAAAAGUUCGAAAGGACAGUGAUUACUGAGCUUGCUCGCAAAAUUGCAGAGAGAGGCCCCAAAAAUAUUCCCCACACUCUGUACUAUGAGUCUCCGCUUAUGUCAUUUCAGUGGUGGCGUGUUGUGUUAGAUGAAGUUCAAAUGGUUUCCUCGGGCUCCACAAGAGCAUUUGCGACUGCCGCCAUCUUACCUCGAUUUCAUUCUUGGGGUGUAUCAGGAACUCCAAGCACGCUGCCUGCUGUUUUGAAAUUUCUUAGAUUUCUGCCUUUCAACUAUGAAAUUCACAAGUUUGCUUGGCAUCUCUUGACAUCCCCCGAAAGUGCAAAUGAGGACUUUGUUGAGGUCUGGCUGACACUCGCUAUUCGCCACACAAAGAAUAUGGUGCAUGACGACAUCAAAUUGCCCCCACAACAAAGAAUUCUUCUCAUAAUUCCCCUUACUGAAGUUGAGCAAGAUAAGUACAAGGAGGUUUUGGAGUCUACCCUUGCGUAUCUUGGUAUUUAUGAUUCGAAAACAACGAUGGAUAAGAGCAGGGCUCUCGACAGCUCAAGCUACUCUCAUUUGCGGACUUGGCUUUUGAAGCUUCGUCAAUUAUGCGGAAAUCUACAGGUUGGAAAACUCCCAAGAACUCAGACUUUGAAAGGGAGAAAUAAAACGAAGAUUUUGAUAUCUGCAGAGAAAGAACUCAAAACCCUUGGCAAUGUUCUCGUGGACAUGAUUGAAAGUGUGAAGGAUGAAGUGAGUGAAUGCGAAAAAGCACUUGUGAAUCGUGUCUUGGAAAUCUGCCUGGCGAUUGAAUACGUGUAUCAGCCUGAUAAAGUGAUUGAAGUGCUAAACGUCAUGCAGCCAGAAAUUCAGAUUUUAAUAGACAAAGUCCGUCAGAAUACCGAGACCGACAAUGGAAGAUUAAGGCGAGUCCGGGCAUUGUUGAUUAAGGCAAAUGCUCUUUCACACGAAACUGAAAAUAUUUCUGACAGUGAUGAGAACUUGGAUUUGAUCAUAUCCGACUCGAAACAUUCAGUCAUGAAAACUGAACUUGAUAGACCGGCUGAAAAAGAUAUGGACGAUGAAGAGAUAUGGGUUAACUUGGCAGAAUUCAGAAAGUUGAGAGAUCGGGUGAAUGCACAUCACGCGAGGUUACGCUCUUGGAAGUUGAUACAACAUAAAUGCUUCUUUUUACUAGCAUCUGCUCAUUUCCAGCUUUAUGAUACUGAAUAUCAAGAGAAAGUCACGCAAUUGAAAAUAUCAUUGGACAUUAUUAAUAUUGUGGUGGAUACAAUCAAAGACAAAAGUUUUCUAAAGAAAGACCCUACCCAAACAUCCGAAAUCAAGAACAUCUCGUGCUUAGAUUCAGAUGUUCGUAUAUUGAAGGCUAGACAAUUGCAUACGGAUGACAGAGAGAAGAGAAACAAAGCGUUAGAAAAGCGAUAUUAUGAGCUUGCCGAAGAAUGCCGUCGAGAAAUUCUUCUGCAUGCGAUCAACGAUGUCCAACGUGUGACCAAGAAACGCAUACGACUUAAAAUGAGCAUUUCAUCAGGUGAUUGGACAAAUGACGGCCAGAAAACUUUUCCAAAAACCACCAAAAAGUUGUUUGCUUCAAUUCCGAAGAUAGAUGUGUCAUGUCUUAAUGGUCUCUCCAGUGACAUGAAAUGCAAACAAGUUGUCGAUCAGUUUGAACAAUUGUGUAUAAAACUCAAUUUACAAGCUGACUCGAUCAACGCAAACAUGAGCCAAUUGUUGACUGUUCUCACCAAUCCUUUGACUGACAACAAGAAAGACGCUGAUGGAGAAGAGUUUGAUCAAUCUGUGCAAGAUCAGGAAAAGGCUUCUUGCUUGAUAUUCAUCGUUUCGCAAAUGUUGCAAGAUCGUGCAAAUGCGGUUUUUGAGUCCACCGCGGCGAUAUUAGAAAUCGAGCGACACCAAGAAAAUGAUUUUAAGCAAGAGGCUCAAAGAGUCACAGACAGGUCAUUUCUCAAAGCUUUGCUGAAAACUAGGCAUCUCUGUAAACCUGACACCACUAUUUCCUUGGAAGAAUUGGUGGACGAUGGUCGGCUCCUUGAAUUGGAAUAUAAAAGAUCGAAAUUCUCCUUUGGCGACGUCACAUCCCUUGAUUUACUUGCAACACUUAGGACUAUUUUCGAAAACGAGAAAAUUGCAGAAGUGCUAUUGAAAAAGGAGCUAAACACAUCUUUUAAUACGGUGUUCAACUCAAGGGUGGAAUACUUCCGACAACUACAGCAUAUCUCUGACUCCGUUCAAAAUGAAUUUUCCAAAAACUUGGAAGAUAGAGCAAAUGCAGAAAGCGCAGAAGCAUUGUUCCAGAAUCUUUUCAAGAUGAUGGUUCAAACUCAAAGCAAUCUUGCGAAAAGAAUCACUCGUGCAAGGUACUUGGCAACUCUUCUGACAGGAACUGAUAGUGAUCAUCAAGAGCAAGAACAAGAUGACAUAAUUUGUAUAAUUUGUCGCUCUGCAAUUACUGUGGGAUCUUUAACGUUUUGUGGUCAUAAAUUUUGCAAAUACUGUCUUGAGGAAUGGCUCAGGAGAUCACCUCGCUGUCCCAUGUGUAAAUCUCCCACAGAUAAAAGCACAGUUUAUGGAUUCACUCAAUACAAGGGAGGUUUGAAAGCUCAACACCUUGAGACCAGUCACAGUGAUAAUUUUGGGCAACCUUCGAAGCGAAAAGCCCAUGUGAAUCAGAUUUACAAACAGCUAGACGUAGAAACUCUCUCGAAGGUUCAGCGAAUUUAUCUCUCCAGCAGCUUUGGGUCCAAGGUGGACCUUAUUGUGAGACAGGUACUAUACUUGCGAGGUGUGGAUCCGGGUGUGCAAAUUGUUAUAUUCAGUCAAUGGCAAGAUUUGCUAGUGAUCCUUGCCUUUGCAUUUGAGAAGAUGAACAUAUCUUUUGUUUCAGCAAAAGGGUCCCAUGUUUCCACGAGCAGAAGGCAGAAAAACGACCCCGUUGAAGAGUUUAAAGAUCGGGCAAACAUCAAAACCUGUUUUUUACUCAAUUCGCAGGCACAGUCAAGUGGAUUGACAUUAAUCAACGCCACGCAUAUAUUUCUUUGCGAGCCUUUGAUCAACACAUCUACGGAGCUUCAAGCCAUUUCGCGAAUCCACAGAAUUGGGCAGAAGAAACCAACCACAGUGUGGAUGUUUUGCAUCGAAAAUACAGUUGAAGAGAGUAUUGUUGCCAUUGGAACAAAAAGAAGAAUAGAGUAUUUGCAUGCAAAUGCUAAAGACAGUAAUGGCAAAGACGAGCACAACAAGACCCAACGAAACGGAAAGGCACUAGAAGAAAACGAACUUCGAGCGGCAGAGUCGUUUGUGCUAACGAUGAGUUCAGCAUCUAGAAAGAAGAACUUUCUUGAUACCACAGAGUUUGUGGAUGACGAAGAUCUCAAGGAAAUCUACUUCGGGUCAAACACAAAACAGAUUAUAUGA